AGAAACCCUAGAAACAGUUCAGCCUCCUUCAGAAAAACAAAACAAAAAAAAGUUCAGCCUCCUUCUCUCCGUUUGAUCUAGAUGUAUAAUUCUAGGGUUACGGUCUCAGAUUGUGCACUAAAGAUGGGUAAGUCAACGUCCGGCGGUGGCGAUUCAUCAUCUCUCCUUAUGCCUGGGGUUAAAUCAGAUGAUCGAUCUAGAGAGAGGAAACCCCGCAAAAUCAGAUGUCCUGCUAUCGCUAAAACACCAGAUGAACUUGAGGCAUCCUUCAUACAACUAUACGCUGCUUACAGCGAAGCAGCAGCUCAUAAUAAGGAGGAGGGUGAAUUCGCUGAUUGUGAAAAGAAACUUAUUGAGGUAAUCAGAGGUUUUAGAAAUCUCAAAAUAGUUUAUAGUAAUGUUCGUCAAUUUUUUCGUCAGGUUUUAGAUCUUAAGAAGGCUGUUCCAUUGAUGAUUGAUUUAUUGAAAUAUGAUAAAUGCGGGAAGCGUUUAGCUAGUUGUAUUCUUAUUACUUUCGAAGAGCUAACUCAUGUGGCAUUUCAAGUUCCUAGUCAAGAGAUACAAGUUGGCAAAUUGGUUAAAUCUCUAGUUGAAAUGGAAGCCUUGGAAGUAUUUGUUUCUACUCUUGGUAAGAUUUCUGAAGACGAUGAUUUACGAGCAGUACAAACUAUUGCGCAGAUGAUUUUUCAAGGAAGAGCAGCUGUAGCAAAAACCGCGAGCAGUUCCAGGGAACUGAUUAUUUGGGUAUCAGCAGCAAUAAGAGGUACCAAAUGGGAUGCAAAAGUGUGUGCUGUGGGUUUUUUACAUACUCUUUUGAUGAAUUAUACGGAAAAUAGACUUCUAUUGGGAACGGACACCCUACCUGCUGUUGUAGAUGCUCUUUCAUCUCUUAUUAUGAGUCCUGAAGAAGAAAAAACAGAAAAACAAAAAAGAAAAGAAGAAGAAGAAGACCUGCCUUUGACUUUGUUUGGUUGUUUAUUUUUUCUAUUAGAAUAUCCGGACAACAAAGUGCAUUUUGUCAAUGCUGGAGGAAUCGAGGCAAUGAUUAAACUUUUACAGGACGGGCAGAAAUUGGGUGAUUAUAUUUAUGGAUCUGCGAUUGUGGCACUUGAUAUAGUGAAAGAUUGUCUUGCUGCUUCUGACAAGUUUGAGAAUGAUGAUUUGGAAUUGGGCAUUGCAAUAUUCCCUGCUUCCAUGGAUAUGAUUCUGAGCACUACGCAUUGUAAAGAAGAAAUUGAAGAACGUCUUAUAUCUCUAAUCGAAUCAUUAACUGGUGGCAAGACGGAAAAUUAUACAUUGUUAGAAAAGUUUGGGGAGAAUGAUUGGGAAAGAAUCACUUGGCUUAUGGAGCUCUUCACACGAUAUUCCAAAAGAGUUGGCGCAGUGGCGAAUCGUCUCAAAAGCGAACAGCUGGACUCGUUUGAGCUCUACAAGAAAAAAUGUGGAGAUGGAUUCUCCACGCUUCAGUCGAUUGCUGUUAUUCUUGGUUAUCUUUGGUUGCCCGAGAUAAAGGCUAAGAUUGAAAGUGAACUGUCUCGUCACCGGAUAGAGAAGAAACUUGUGCUAGAUGUUCUCUCGGAAUACCGUGACAACAUUGGCAACGCGGGUGGUACGAAGACGGUGAUCGAGAAAUGCAUAGCUCGCCUUGAGGAAAAUUAUGACCAGAGUAUGGAGCUGGAUGCACAGGAAAAUUCUGGCCAGAGGAUGGAGCUGGGUGUACCGGAAAAGCCUGACCAGGAGUUGGAGAUGGAGAUGGAGGCAAGUAGCAAGCGGCAACGAGUGCACAACCGUCGAUAGUUAAAGUUUAUUUGAGGUUAAAACCUUUGUUUGGAGUUAGUAUUGAAUAUACUGGAUAGUUGCUUUUUUUUUCUUUCAUCACAUGUAUGAUAGGAAUAUCAUGAAAAUAUUGGUGAUUGGAUGACCCUGAAGAAAGUGAACAAUCCAGAGUACAUGUUAUGGUUUUUAAUCUGUUUAUUAGAUUAUGUUUUUAUGGCUUUGGUUC
This is a messenger RNA of Papaver somniferum (opium poppy), 2002 nucleotides long. Its product is annotated as beta-catenin-like protein 1. The coding region runs from base 82 to 1797 and encodes 571 amino acids. Gene Ontology annotation, cellular component: spliceosomal complex. The transcript is spliced from 9 exons. The record is from RefSeq and is a predicted model, not a curated record. NCBI's taxonomy places the organism in Eukaryota, Viridiplantae, Streptophyta, Magnoliopsida, Ranunculales, Papaveraceae.